Cavenderia fasciculata is the source of this 180-nucleotide messenger RNA. RefSeq lists its product as uncharacterized. The record is from RefSeq and is a predicted model, not a curated record. Lineage: Eukaryota; Evosea; Eumycetozoa; Acytosteliales; Cavenderiaceae. The transcript has 2 exons. Bases 1 to 180 code for a protein of 59 amino acids.
AUGAGUAAGGUCAGCUCAUACACAAAGAGAGAGAGGAUUAGUGUUGUAAAACAACAACAACAACAUUAUUAUAAUCAUAGACACUCGCACAAGACAAGAAAUAAUAAUAAUAAUAAUAAUAAUAAUAAUAAUAAUAAUAAUAAUAACAAUACAACUACAACAGUUACAUUUACCUUUUAA